Molecule: messenger RNA, 520 nt
Organism: Dromaius novaehollandiae (emu)
Lineage: Eukaryota; Metazoa; Chordata; Aves; Casuariiformes; Dromaiidae
Gene: NDUFB2
Product: NADH:ubiquinone oxidoreductase subunit B2
Exons: 4
Coding region: 86-418 (110 amino acids)
Biological process (GO): mitochondrial respiratory chain complex I assembly
Cellular component (GO): mitochondrial inner membrane
Source: RefSeq, a predicted model, not a curated record
GCCAAUCGCUGCGGCUGUUGUUGGGAGGCGGCGGGGUGACAUUGGGGGCGCGGGCAGGACGGCCGGUACCGGCGCGGCCGCCAUCAUGCUGGCGGCGCUGGGACGCUCGGCGGCGGCGCGGCUCCUCCGGGCCGGGGGCGGCGGCGGCGGCGGCGGCGGCGGCGGCGGCGGCGGCGGCGCCGCGACCGGGCUGCGGCACGCGGGCGGCGGGGUGCACAUCGAGCCGCGGUACCGGCAGUUCCCGCAGCUGACGCGGGCGCAGGUGAUCCGGAGCGAGCUCUUGGCCGGCUUCAUGUGGUUCUGGAUUCUCUGGCACUUCUGGCACAGCUCGGACAUGGUGCUGGGUCACUUCCCCUACCCCGACCCCGCGGCGUGGACGGACGAGGAGCUGGGCAUCCCCCCCGACGACGCGGAGUAGGCGCUGCCCGCAGCCCCCAGGUUGUGUGGUGAGAUCCCUGGAACUACAGCUUUGGCUCUUCUGUCCUUGUUUCAAUAAAUAUUAAUUGUAAACAAACUCUAA